AUGCGCCUUAUCAAGAAGAACGACGACGACCUCGCCGCAGAGGCGGCUAUGCGAGGAGGCGCGAUUGGCGCGUUAAAGUACUGCACCGUGGCUCUCUUCACCGGUGGAGUUCUCAAUGCCACCUGGCCAAAGUUCAGAGCCGUCAGACCCCCACAGAAGAUGUGGUUGAUGGUAGCAGCAUUCUUGGGAGGGUUUGGCAAUGGGUCGGAUACGGCGUUUACCAACUAUGAGCGCCGGGAUCGCGAGAUGCAGAUCCGUCUUGCCAACCAGCAGCGUCACAAUAUCCUUUAUGGCGCCCCUGGUGAGAAGCUGGCAGCUGCGGCGUCUCUGUCGACUCCCUCCGAGGCGUCUUCUUCUUCCCCCUCUUCUUCUCCCACUUCUCCCACUUCUCCCUCUUCUUCUUCCUCUUCUUCUUCCUCAGCAUAG
Messenger RNA from Linnemannia hyalina, 426 nucleotides. Lineage: Eukaryota; Fungi; Mortierellomycota; Mortierellomycetes; Mortierellales; Mortierellaceae. The record is from the annotation of a GenBank genome assembly.